GCGGCGCACGUGACGCAUACACGCGACCACACGCGAGCGAACGAAACAAAACAUACCUCUGUCCUUCUCCCUUUCGUGCCUAUCGUGCCACAUCCACGCUCGCUUUCGCACGAAGCGCCGUGUUUUGUUUUACACGUUAUUAAAUUCAUUACUAAACUAUGAAAGCAUUUAUAGAGAAAGUCCACGGUAAUCCCUGUCUGUGGGACGAGAAUUCUUUGGCGUAUCGAGACACGUUUCGGCGUGAGAUGUGCUGGGAGGCGGUGGCUAAGGAGUGCGGGAUUGAAAGUGGGAAAGAAGCAAAACUAAUGUGGAAAAGGCUAAAAGACAGCCACAGAGAGGCGUUAAGGAGACGAAGACUAGACAGCCACAUCGUCAAACCCUGGAAAUACGAGAAAAUUAUGGAAUUCAUCCUACCAAACUACAACCGCCCUUCACAAAGCCUGGAACCACAUAACGAUAGCAACGUAGGAGACACAAAAACCAUAGAUUUACCAGUCAUGGUCAAAACGGAAGUAUCUGAUGACCAGGAGUUCAUAGGUAUGGAAGAAGUAUUAGAACCCCAGGCACGACUGCAAGAGCGAGUGAGAAGGCGACGGAAGCUUGCCAUUCCAAUGAAGGUUAGACAGAGACGGAACGUUUUGUCACAAUCUGACGGCUUGACAGAGUUAUUCAACAGUCUGUGUCAGAAAACGCGGAGAUUGCCAAAAAUACUCCAAUUACAAGUGCAGAGGGAUGUUUUUGCAGCGGUCUCGAAGGCUGAAGAAGCAGCGUUGUCGCUAGAAGUACCAGGCAUGCAUAGUGCUGAAAGAGGCACCGAAUCCGAGUGUGAUAGUUUAACUUCACAGUGAUGGAGUGGCAUGCAUAUCUCUUUGGUUGACUGUACAUUCCUGAUUAAAUUAAAAAAAGACACAGGAAACUUGGUGAAGUAACGCGACGGUGGUGUUUACGCUGGAAACACCAAUCUUUUACUGAUUUAAGUUAAAUUAUUUAAGUAUGUAGGUACUUAUAUUAAAAUCGUCGCCUGUGAUGUGUAGAAAAAGAGGUAGAUUAGACCUAACAAUAAAGCAUAUUUUUUUAUUACUUAGGCUCUUUGAUUUACUCACCGAAGUACUUACUUAAAAUUAUAAAGCAAGCCGAAAGGGAGCGACUCAUUCUGAAAAACUUUUGUCACUACCUUUUAGCUUAUUAUACUCAACACUUUUGAAACGCCUUCUAUAGGAUGGAUUGGGAUUUUGGGAUACAUAAGUGUGUCAUUUUAUCAGUAAUUUUUCCGAAGGUUACACCACUGAAGGAUUUAAGUAAAUAAUAAAAAUGAAAUGCUGAAUCAACGCAACUUUUAUUGUCGUCAUGAUAGGCAAACAUUUAACAGAGUGUGGUGAAAUAGACACAGAUGAAAUAUCACGAAGCAUAGAGUUAAUCUACUUAGUAGUUUGCCGAUUAUUUUAGCACUGUGACUUUUUAAGGAGAUAUUCAUAAUCACAACCCAUCAUGUCCCCACUGCUGGGGCACGGGUCACCAAUGAAGGAAGGGCUUAGGCCUAGUCCACCACGCUGGGCUACUGCGGGUUGGUGGACCCCAACACAAGCAAGCUUGUGCUGAGAGAGUUGUCGGUUCACCUGUAUAAGUUAGAAAAUGGAUUUUUUAACUCCAGCUUUAUGA
Molecule: messenger RNA, 1659 nt
Organism: Plutella xylostella (diamondback moth)
Lineage: Eukaryota; Metazoa; Arthropoda; Insecta; Lepidoptera; Plutellidae
Source: RefSeq, a predicted model, not a curated record